UAUUUAUAGUUUACCCUCCAAUAGAUAAUAUAUAGCUAUAUUUGAACAGUUUUUGUUUUUUUUCUGCCCACAUUUUAACAGAGCAGUAAAUUGAAUUAUUAAUUGUUGUCAGUUAGCGGCUGAGUAUGGAUUUGUGAUUAUCGAUUAUUAAUGUGUUCUGUGUCAAACUCCUUUCUUUGUAUCUAUUAUGCAUUUUGUAUUAUAUUCAUUAUUAUGCUUAGUAUUUUUAUGAAUAUUUUGUAAAUAUUAUAUACAUGAAGUGCAAGAUGUUUGUUUUGAAAAAUGCAGAAGAAUUAAAUCAAUUAUUUAUGAGAAAUAAAGAUAUGAGUAUGUUACUAGAUGAAAAAGAUAGAAAUAUAUUGCAUGAGUUUAUCAAUGAAUUACAGAUAACUAAAGAUAACUGUUUAAGUCUAUUAAAAACUUUUUUAACACUUCAAGAACAUAAUUAUUCUAUUGAAAUAAUAUGGCUAUUACAUACAAAACAGAUCAUUAACUUUGCAGAAUUUAUUAAAUGUUACCAAUGGGAUCUUGAUCAUAUAGUUAAAACUCUAUUAAUAAUAUCUGAAUCAAAUGAUAAACUAAAUCAAACAAUUUUGACUGACUUAUUAACCAGUCUAUUAAUUUUGUUAUCUGGAGAACCUAAUCAUCAAUUUGAUCAACAUAUACGUAUCAUUCAAACAUUUUUAAAACAGUCUAGCUUAAUGAUUUUAAGAAAACCUGAAACUUGGGUUUAUUUAAAGAAUCUUCAAUUUUCACCUUUUCUGAUAAAAUCAACAAUUCAUAAAGUAUUCAAAGUAGUGCUGAAAAACAUGUUAAUGGCUGAUAUUGAUUUCCAUUUAGAUGUUGCAUAUGAACAAUACAGGUUAUAUAAAACUCCAGAUCCUGUACAUAAUAUGCUUUUAAUGAUUUUGGAUGAACUUGAUGUAGAUGUUUUGUAUUCCUUGAUUAAUAAUGUAGUCACCCUAGAUGCUCAAAAGGCCAAUUGGAAAAUGAUAUUGUCUUUAAUAACUACUUUUGUAAAAAAAAAAUCCUACCAUUCCCACAUAUUAAAAUUAAAAUUAGAAGAAUUAUUUAAUCAAACUUUAUGUAGUUCAAGUACAAAUAAAGAUUUCUUGAAGUGCAAAGCUACUUUAUUAAUUUUUCGCCAUUGCUGUUUAGAGAUUGGUUUGUGGUCAGAAUAUAGCAGAUGGUAUAGCUCAUACAAACCAAAUGUAGAUACUGCUAAAGUUUUCUACUCUUUACUAACUGAACUACUGCCUAAUGACUUACCAGCUGCUUUAGCAGCCCAUACAAAUGUUCAACCCAAACUAACAGAGUCUUGUUGUAAUAUACAAACUGAAUAUGUCAAUAAAGCACAAGCCCAACUUACCAAAAUAAAUAACGGACAAGAUUUUAUGGGACUGUUUAAAGACUAUGAUGAUUGUCAAAAUCGUCAUGAAGCCGAUAUUGUCAAAGUACUUGAUUCAUUUAAAUCUACUGGUCAAAUAAUGCGAGUCGUUUUAGAAGCAUUUGUUUUUAGAAACAAGUACUUUGUUGGUACAUUUCUUAAAACUUUAAUGGAUUCCAAGUUGGUAGACGAUCAAUUACGAAAUAGUUUUAUUGAGAAAUUAUAUAGUAUGAAUAAAAUUCCUAAGAACGUGUACAACAAGUGGAAACAACAACAAAAAAGCAUAUAUUUUUGAUAAAAUCUUGAAUAAA
Sipha flava (yellow sugarcane aphid) is the source of this 1698-nucleotide messenger RNA. RefSeq lists its product as uncharacterized. The record is from RefSeq and is a predicted model, not a curated record. NCBI's taxonomy places the organism in Eukaryota, Metazoa, Arthropoda, Insecta, Hemiptera, Aphididae. Bases 255 to 1682 code for a protein of 475 amino acids. Gene Ontology annotation, cellular component: Fanconi anaemia nuclear complex. The transcript is spliced from 9 exons. Gene Ontology annotation, biological process: interstrand cross-link repair.